Messenger RNA from Meloidogyne enterolobii, 481 nucleotides. The record is from the annotation of a GenBank genome assembly. Lineage: Eukaryota; Metazoa; Nematoda; Chromadorea; Rhabditida; Meloidogynidae.
UUUACCCUGUCUAUUUGCCAUUUACAAACACACAGAACAUUCAUGUUAUAAAUUGCUCUUUUUUAUUGGAAUAUCUGAUAUGCUAAUGCUUCUUUUUCAUGGAUUAGAAUCUGGAGUAUAUAACUUUACCGGAGAAAUGUUUUGUCCAAAUUAUAAUUUUAAUUAUGUAACAGGAUCUUUUGGAGCAGCCCUCUUCGCAUUGGAGACUUCUGCAAAUAUAUUUCUGGCUAUAGACCGAUGUUGUGAUUUUAUUUCCCCAAAGAUUUGCGAAUUUUUAUUUAAUGGUAUCCUAAAUACAUGUACAUAUUUAUCUUUUAUUGUUUUAAUUUUAAGGAAAACGUAUUACUUUUUGGAUAGGGUUUUUAAUCAUAUUUUCUUUUUAUUAUUUCUUUUAUGUAAAUCCUGCAUUCUACAAUGGUGUUUAUAUGAAUUGGUUCAUGAAUCCGUGAGAAAUAUUUUAAAAUUUAAAUUAAUCUUUUAA